This is a messenger RNA of Ciona intestinalis (vase tunicate), 3005 nucleotides long. The record is from RefSeq and is a predicted model, not a curated record. Lineage: Eukaryota; Metazoa; Chordata; Ascidiacea; Phlebobranchia; Cionidae.
GCUCUACUAUAUCACUGUUAUGUUUUCAGUUAAAAGUGUGUAAUUGUGGUCAACAGUGCUGUCCAAACACAAUUGUUGAUACAUGAGUAGGCAACAUACGUAAAUGUAGGUUACUCAUACCCACAUACACAAUGAUGUCUUUGCUCACAAGGCGAAUUACGUCAUUCAUGUGACUUAGAUGUGAGAAUGCAUUUAUACCUUAACAGACGGCUACUUCCGUGUAGUUGAGCUUCGUGUCAUGCAAAGCGCAGUUGAGCAAACUAUGGCAAGAACUGAAUUCCGUAUUCUUAUUUCCUUGUUGUUAUCUCUUGGAUAUUUUGUCACUGGGACUAAUGGUUAUGAAACCGCCGUCGAAUCAGUUGGCUUGUACUCUACGCCCAAUUUUACUUGGACAGAGGGCGUACCCAAUGUGACGAUCAGAUUUGAAAUGAAAAAUGGAUAUCAUUAUUUUUAUAGAAGACCUUAUGUUUACAAGGUCGUGAACACCUCUUCCACGUAUAUCAACAAGGGUGUAUUUUGAUUUUCCUGGAUAUUGUUAUAACAGUAGAGUCAACCUUGCCAUGUUUGCAAUUAGUUGUAAAUCGACCGAUAGUUACGGAAGCAUCGAUGUUACUUUUCAAAAACCCAACGUGUCCGACAACGGAACAAUAAUCGGAGUUAAUUGGGAUUUUACCACAGUCAAGCAAGUUAUACAAAUAACGUAUUGCCCGGAUGUUGUGGACAGCAUACUGACGAAACCAAAGCACCAAAACGCAACUUACAAUGAGGUCGCACAAGUUCAAUGUUUGAGUGGUUUGCCUCUGUUUAAAGGAGCAUACGGAUCACUCGCAAUGAGAAAGUCCCCUGGUAGAGCAAUCACUUAUACGUGUGGUGCACAUGCUGAAUGGGAAGGUCCUGACGUGGAAUGUUGGAAAGGUCAAACUGUUGACAUUCAAAAUAGCGAGAGCCGCCCCUUCAUUCUUGCGCUAAAUACUCCCACUCUAUUUUUCUGCGACGUCACUGGUAAAGAUAAUUAUGACGUCAUAAUGACCGUGGGAACUCAAAGAUUUUCACAGAAAAACAACGUUGCUGCUAUUUUAACACCGAGUGUGGACGAUUUCAACAAAACAGUCGAGUGCUACAGCCAACGAAAUAUUUCCUCAAAGAGACAAGUACCACUAUGGUUUUUAUUUCCUCCUCAACUUUUGAAUCGGCAAACUUUUGUUCACUACUUGUGUGUCGGUGACGCGUCAACUGCUAUUGUGACGUUUCGUUCCAAUCCACCAAUCACCGAAUGCGGGAAAGUUCGUGUUAAUAAACAAGGAAAGAGUUUCACAAGUUUCGUUUUACAAAGCAGUGGUGUGACAAACUUCAUCAAGUUUAUAUUUCCGAAGUUGUCCAAAUCGGAUCUCGGAUAUUAUGACGUCAUGGUGACGUCAUGUGAACCGGUAUUUUCAAAUAAGACAAUUCAUAUCGAGAUUAAAGAAUGCAGCACCCCGGUUGCAGUUGUGACAGUUCAUAAACCCGAUUCUCGUAUCACCAUCGGUCUGUCCACUGUCUGUGCUUGCCUCGUGUUAUUGUUGCUGAUUGCAGUCACUUGCAUAGCUGUCAAGCGCCGUAAUAACGCACCACACUCAUCUGAACAGCCACGUUCACAGACGCCAUGUCGACCAGCCAUAAAUGCCGAGCAACCGUCCGUAUAUUUUAGACCGAACGCAAGUAACUCCUGCAACGAAUAUAGACAACAACAAUCUGCAGAUUAUUGCGUCAUAUCUGACCGAAGAGGUUACGUAAACAUGCCGUUACCGGGUGCCCAACAAUCUCAAAAUGAUCCCAGAUUCCAAGGCGGAGCAUCGCUGGAUGCGGGAGCGUAUGAAUCCUAUUUCAUACCAGGAUAAUCAUUUUUUAUAUGAAAAUCCCUAAAAAAAUAAACACCGACAGUUAAAUGUCAACGCCUCGCCACGCGAAGAUGAACAAGUUCAAUUUUUCUUUUUUACUGUGUUAUAAAACUGGCCAGUCCGUAUUCCGCCAUUGUCUAAUAUACACGUCCGCCACUAUAGCACAGCUGUGGUAAGAGCGUGGCUGUUUUGUAUUCAGAAGUCCCCGGGUUCAAAACUCGAUGCUGCCAGCAUUGCGGCUGCUUUACCCUAAAACAGUUCGUGGUGAUUGUCUAAGUUCGGUCACUAAUGGGUCGCUACAAUAGCAGACACACAGAGAAUAAGUAAAAACAAAAUCACUGACAAAUAUAUCGUACUUCGUAACUCAAAGGCGGGUAUGAUAUAUUAUAACUAUGCAGUUCACCAUCGCGCUAGAAAAUAUUCGUUCUUUUUUGCGUCAUAAAAUAAUUAAUCAUAUUAAUUUGAAUGAAAUUACUUCCAAAGUUCAUUCAUGCAGACCUUUAUGUAGCGAAGUUCAUAUCUCCUUUGACAACCCAUUAGUGACCUCUUGAAUGAAUGUAUUAUUCAUUGCUUCUAACAUAAUAACCCGAUAGCUAGAAUGACACUUUGAAUCCGCGAGUAGCAACGAUUUAUUGGUUUUAAGAAUAGUUAUAAGCAGUGACAGCAGAUAACCUUAAAUAUGUUUUACACUCUUCUGUUUUUAUACAGAUUCGUGUGCCAAAUAAGAAACCUGGCAUAUAUACACAGCACUUUUGUGUCUACGUUGUUUUUUAUGUUUAUUUUAAUAAUAUCUCAUAUUACGAAUAUUGUAUCGUCUUUCAACAAGCUUAAGUGUCUCACUUUUGCAAAUAUUUGUCACUUCGUAUAAUUAUAGACGAACGUCGUUAUAUUUCGAUGAAAAUUUCAACCAAAUGUUUUUAUUAUUGAAGCGCAUGUGUCAACUCUAAACAUUUACUGUGUUUGACUAUAACUGUGACUUUAUUCACAAGACGCGCAAAUAUGUAUCUUAACAUAAACUGACUAUGAAUUAUUACAAGUUUUGUGCAUUUGAUCCCUGCUUUAAUUUUGUCAUUUACUUUUUGCACCGAAACUGUCUGAAAAAAAUGCACAUGAAAAGGUUAAACCUCA